Messenger RNA from Bemisia tabaci, 1228 nucleotides. The record is from RefSeq and is a predicted model, not a curated record. Lineage: Eukaryota; Metazoa; Arthropoda; Insecta; Hemiptera; Aleyrodidae.
CACCAAGUACCUUCAAAAAUAUUUGGUCACAUUUCACAUUCUAAUUCUAAUCAGUUGUCUGUCAACAUUUUUCUAAUUUCAAUUUUUUUUAAUGCACGGCCAUGCAUUAGUUAUCAAGAUAUAAGUGUAAGUGCGUCAUAAGUAAUCAUCGAAAUAAACAUUACCGGUUGUUUAGCUUUUCCCUAUCUAUUCAACCGCCCUGACCACCUUCAACAACCCAACUUCUUGUGCUUGAUAGUGUUAUCAUUAAAUCAGGUUUUUCUAUAACAAAACAAUUGUCUUCCUCACUUACUAUCAGUCAGAGAGAUAAGGAUUUGGAUGCACUCCAAGGAAGUGGGCUGAUACGUUGAAUUUUUCUCACUUUGUAGAUUUUACCUGUCACUACCGCUUUCAACUCGCAUCAGCACCGAGCUCAGCUAUGAUCAAGAAAUCAGGAGGCUUUCAGAGGCGCAGAAGUUUGUCAAUGCCGAAUAUUUCUGUUAAGACGGAAGGAGGAGCAACCUCUUCCAAACCUCCAAUGGCAGAAAAAUCUGACAAUGACAAGUUAUCAGAAGCGGAUCUGCAACACAUAAAAUUCAUCCAGGCUCUAGCACGGAAAGUUUUGGCGGAGGUGGAACAAGAGAAGAGGAAAGCGGAGGCUCUCAGUCGCAUAGCCCCUUUAGAGGAAGAGCUACUUUUAGUGAAGAGAAAUUUGGAAGCUGUUAGGAGCCGUUUAUCUCAGCUUCAAGAGAUCAAAGGAAAAAUAGAUGAUCUGGAAAUGGCUGAAAAGAAAUGUGACCAGUGUUUCCCCAUACUGAAAAAAAUUAAUGUUAAUUUCAUAGAAAAUCUAUCUCAUGCUUUGGAAGGAAGUAACUGCAAUUUAAAGGUUAAAAAUAUCAUCCUUCCUAAAAGUGAGGAAGACAUCAGGGAGCUGUUGCAGCUUGUAAAUAAUACUGUUAAACAAAUUGAAUCAUUGUGUCAUUGUGAAACAGAUGGUAGUUGCAGUAUACUAGAGUAUGCAAGCAUAAUUUCAGAAAUGGAAGCUCUUAGUGCGAAAAUUGCUGAUUGUCAGGAAAAAAUCCCUCAUCUUGAGAGGAAACUAGCAGACGUAAACCUUGAACAUACUGCAAAGGAAAUAAUGUUAACAACAAAAAAACGACAUACCAUGGCAAAGCGUGCUUAAUUUAAGUAAUGAAGUUUUAAAAGAAAAUUAUAAUAAAUAUAAGGAAGAAAUCUUUAUUUAAAAUCA